AUCGUAUGUCAGGUUGGAGCAUUAGCUGCGUGUUUCCUCGCUAAAAGAGGUCAUCGAGUAGUCAUCUAUGAAUAUCGGUCAGACAUACGACUGGAAAACUCGCUCGGUCAGAGUAUCAAUUUAGCCCUGUCAGUUCGUGGACGAGAAGCUUUGAGAGCGAUCGGUCUCGAGGACGCUUUAGUGAAAUGUCACGGUAGUCGUAUGCGUGGCAGAAUGUUGCACGAUAAGAAUGGCAAUUUGAAAGAAAUUUUUUAUGACAGUGUCAAAGGAAAUUGUAUUUAUUCUGUCAGUAGACGACAUCUCAACGUGGUUUUGUUGGAUGCCGCGGAAGAGUAUCCGGAGGUGCAACUCAACUUCAACAGAAAACUCGUGGAUGCCGACUUGGAAAAAGGACGAAUGAAAUUUUUAAAUAUGGAAACGGGAGCGAUAGAAGACGUAGAAACUGAUCUGAUAAUUGGCGCCGACGGCGCGUACUCGAGAGUGCGAAAAAUUAUGGCUAAGAGACCGCUCUUUAAUUAUGCACAAACAUACAUCGAACAUGGAUACGUUGAAAUUUCAGUGCCGUCUGGAAAAAAGAAUGAGUUUGCGAUGAAUGGUAAUAAUCUGCAUAUUUGGCCACGUGGUGAAUUUAUGAUGACCUCGCUACCGAACGAGGAUCGCACGUUCACCGGCAAUUUAUUCGCCCCGUUCUCCGUGUUCGAAAAGCUCAAGACGCCUAAGAUGUUGUUGACUUUUUACGCUGAGCAUUUUCCGGAUCUAUUGCGGCUGAUCGGCAAGCAGAAUUUAAUAAAACAAUUUUUCGCGCAAGAACCACGAACGUUAAUAUCGGUGAAGUGUAAACCCUAUCACGUCGGGAAAACUGCUCUUAUAGUUGGCGAUGCUGCUCACGCGAUGGUUCCUUUUUACGCUCAAGGAAUGAACGCAGGCUUUGAAGAUAUUCUGUUGCUCGAUGAAUUAAUGGAACGUUACAAUUCGGACUUCGCUAAAGUUCUGCCGAAAUUUUCGGAAUUACGAUGCGAUGAUGGCCAUGCCAUAUGCGAUCUGGCAAUGUAUAAUUAUCUUGAGAUGAGGGACUUAGUGACGAAAAAAUCUUUCCUUGUUCGGAAAUUUCUUGACAAUUUUUUGUACACAUACAUUCCCAACUGUUGGGUACCGCUUUAUUCCAGUGUGCACUUCACACGCAUGAGUUUUCGCGAUUGUAUAGCUCACAGAGAGUGGCAAAAUAAGGUAUUAAGAACAAGUGUUUGGAGUUUUGGAGCUUUAAUUCUCGCCAUUUUAAUUAUUCUUUUUAUAUAAAGUUCUAUAUAAACACUAUCGAUUGCAAAAUAUUAUCAGCAAAUAAUGACUUAACGAUAAUCAGAACGCAAUUAAUAAUCAAUGUGAUUAUAUAUUUCUGAAAAUCACAGUGUUUGUAGCACCCUCUAUUUUUAAUCUGAUCUAAUCACAUACAUAUAAAGUUAUCUGUACAUAUAAAAUUAUGAUCUAGUAAUCAUAAUUUUAGUAAUCAAUCAUGACUUUUUUAUUAUCAAAAAUUGUUCAAUAUCGAAUCAAAUUAUUCAAUUAGUGCAAUUAUUCCAAUUAUUUCAAUCGAAAAUUAAUUCUAAAAAAUAACUUUCUACAGUUCUUUAUACACUACACGUAUUAAAUACUUGAGCAUAGGUCACAUUACAAAUUAAUUUUAUAUCAUAAACAUUUGCAAAAAAAUUCAAUUUUUUUUCGAAGAAAGAUUAUUAACAUUUGAAGAGAUCAUUAACAUUAAUUAAAACGUAUGAUUAGUACGAUAUAGGAAUGCUGGAUAUUUAAUUUGUAUAGAAGAUGAUGAUGGUGACAUCAUGUUACUAAAUUGAAUGCAAUAAACAUUUUUAUGUGUGUUUAUAUCUUCUGUUCGAUACUUAUUAUCUAUAUGAAAUAUAAAAAAUCUAUAAAAUAUUUU
Molecule: messenger RNA, 1933 nt
Organism: Linepithema humile (Argentine ant)
Lineage: Eukaryota; Metazoa; Arthropoda; Insecta; Hymenoptera; Formicidae
Source: RefSeq, a predicted model, not a curated record